Ochlerotatus camptorhynchus is the source of this 4390-nucleotide messenger RNA. RefSeq lists its product as uncharacterized. Gene Ontology annotation, molecular function: iron ion binding; monooxygenase activity; heme binding. Lineage: Eukaryota; Metazoa; Arthropoda; Insecta; Diptera; Culicidae. The coding region runs from base 1 to 4341 and encodes 1446 amino acids. The transcript is spliced from 17 exons. The record is from RefSeq and is a predicted model, not a curated record.
AUGAUCCUUUUCUUGCUGCUAAUCAGCGUCGUAUUGGCGUACUUUGUGAUCCGAAAUCACUUCAGAAGAAGACAAUCAUUUGCCAACGACCUGCCGCAGGAUGUUCCGGAGAAAUCAUUUCUAGGCUUGAACUACACGCUGCUGAACCUAAAUGAUGAAGAACGAUUCGAGCUGUUGAACAAGAUUUUCCUGCAACAUGAUCGACUGUUCCGGAUGACGAUUGGCCCUAUGUUGCUUCUGGGCGUUAGUCAUCCAGAUCUGGUGCAGAAAGUCCUGUCCCAUCCGGAUUGUCUGGAGAAACCCUACUUCUAUGACUUUGUGAAAUAUGAUCAGGGAAUCUUUUCUGCGAAAUUCAAGCUGUGGAAAAGCCAACGGAAGGCGUUGAAUCCGACGUUCAAUAUGCGGAUUCUGCAUAGUUUUAUGCCGAUUUUUGUGCAGAGCAGCCGAAAGAUGGUGAAUGAAUUGGACCAGUGCAAGGCUGGUGAAUCCAUCAACAUGUUCAAGUAUACGUCCCGUUGUGCGCUGGAGAUGGUUUGCGGGACGACGCUUGGUACUGAUGUGUUGGAACGGGACGGAAAGGAUGUGUUUCUGGAAUCGCUGGAACAAUUAUUUACCUGUGUGUCGAGACGCAUGCUGAGCAUUCACCUUUACUCGGAUAUGAUCUAUAUGUUGACUCCGCAUUAUUGGAUAGAACGUAAUGCUCGAAGACAGUGCAGAAUAUUCACCAAAAAGAUUCUUCAGGAAAAGAAGGAAGCCAGACAUGUUUCAGCCCCCACAUCUCCCUCGGAUUCUGACCCCGAGGCGGACGAUUUCAAAAAACCUCAAAUUUUUAUCGAACAACUUCUCUCCACGAAGGAGAGCAGCCGACCGUUCACCGAUGAGGAAAUUUUCCAAAACGUUUUUGUAAUUAUGGUCGCGGGUAAUGACACAUCUGGACUGGCGACGGCUUACACCUGCCUCUUCUUGGCCAUGUAUCCGAACCUGCAGGAGAAGGUCUACACCGAAAUCAUGGAACACUUUCCAACCGAGGACGCUGAAAUCAACGGCGAAUCGCUCAAACAGCUUGAGUACACGGAAAUGUUCAUCAAGGAGGUGUUGAGACACUGCCCAGUGGCAGCCAACAUUGCUCGGGAGUGUAUGAAAGACAUCGUAGUGGAUGGCGUUCGCAUUCCGGCUGGGAAUCUAUUUAUCUUCACAUUUUGGGCCAUGCACCGAAGGAAGGAUAUCUGGGGACCGGAUGCAGAUAGGUUUGACCCAGAUAAUUUCCUUCCCGAACGUUGUCGGAAUCGGAAUCCAAAUGCCUACAUGCCGUUCAGUGCGGGUGCGAGAAAUUGUAUCGGUGCACGAUACGCAAUGAUUAGCAUAAAAGUGAUGCUUGUUUACAUCGUGCAGCGAUUCAAGCUGCAUACGACAUUGAAACACGCUGAGUUGAGGUACAAGUUUGGAAUCACGUUGAAGCUGUCAACGAAUCAUUUGAUUCAGCUCGAGAGGCGAAAAAAUACAACUGAUUGUGAGAAAAUGCUUUCAACUUUAUUUUUAUUUUUGGUGACUGUUUUGGGUUUGUGUUUUCUGUGGGUUCACCAUUGGUGCAAGUAUAAAUCAUUAGCCAAGGUACCAACGGUGCAGCCAUGCUAUCCCGUGCUGGGAAAUGCUCCCAUAUCGUUCUGGAAAAGUGAGGAGCAAAUUUUCCAGAUGGUUCUGCAAGAAUGUAUGAAAUUCGAUCGAUUUUUCAAAGUUUGGGCCGGACCCAGACUGGUACUGGCUACCUGUCAUCCGGAUUUAAUCCAUCAAAUCCUCACUCACCCGGAUUGCAUCCAGCGGCCUUUUUUAUACAAAUUCACCGGAUUUACGCAAGGCAUUUUCUCUGCCGACUGGAAGCUAUGGAGAGUCCAACGCAAGGCAUUGAACCCAGCCUUUAACACAAUCGUUCUGAACAGCUUCAUGUCCACCUUCGAGGAAUGCAGUCAACGGAUGGUUCAACGAAUGACCGAAGUGAUUGCUGAUGGGGGCACUAAUCUUUCAGUGAAUAUCCUCAAGUACGCAUCACUCUGCACGCUGGAGAUGAUUUGCGCCACCUCGCUGGGCAGUGACGUGAUGCAGUGCGAAGCGAAGGAAGACUUCGUCCACAGCAUAGAAGUGGCAUUCAACUGCGCGUCGAGACGGAUGGUGCGGCCGUUACGUUACUUAGAUGUUAUUUACCGCAUGACACAGGAUUACCGCGACCAACGGAAGGCUUGGAAAGUGAUUUGUGAAUUUUUCGUGAAGAUCAUCAAGGAGAAAAAGCAGCAAUCACAAAUCCGUCACACAGGACUGGAACCAUUAAAGGCUAAUGCUAUCAAUUGCUCCGACAGAGACGAUAUGGGAAGCAAAAAAUCGAAAAUAUUCAUUGAGCGGCUUUUGAGCGAAACUCGCGCAGGCAGUCCAUUCAGCGAUGCUGAAAUUUUCGAUAACACCUAUCACAUCAUCACGUUGGGCAACGAUACUUCCGCCCUGGAAGUUACCCAUGCUUCGCUAUUCCUAGCGAUCUAUCCCGAAGUGCAGCAGAAGGUCUACGAAGAAAUUAUGCUAUUUUCCCCCCCGAACGGAUCCGAAAUAACACCGGAAUAUCUCAAGCAAAUGGAAUAUCUGGACAAAUUCCUGAAGGAAUGCCUUCGGCAUUGUCCAACGGCAGCCAACAUCGCCCGGACCAACGUGGUUGACGUGGAGCUGGACGGAAUGAUAAUUCCGACCGGGACUACCCUGUCCAUGUGUCUGUACGCGCUGCAUAGACGGACGGAUUUCUGGGGUCCCGAUGCGGAACGCUUCGAUCCGGAAAAUUUCCACCCAGACCGGGUUAGGAAAAGGCAUCCGCACGCUUUCCUACCGUUUAGCGAGGGUGCAAGGAAUUGUCUGGGUUCGCGAUACGCCAUGUUCAGCAUGAAGGUCAUGUUGAUUCAUAUUUUGAGAAAGUUUCGCUUGCAGACCGCGCUACGUCAUCAGGAUUUGCGAUACAAAUUUGACAUGACUCUUAAGCUGGCCAUCGAACCGCUGGUGGAACUGAUUCCAAGAUCGAACCAUGAUCGACUGUUCAAGGUGUGGCUGGGUCCCCGGUUGGCAUUCGGGACGUGUCAUCCCGAUGUGGUUCAGGCGAUCCUAACCCAUCCAGAGUGUGUGGAGAAGCCGUUCUUCUAUCGAUUUGCCCGACUGGACCAUGGAUUGCUGGUCGGAAGAGCUCCAAUGUGGAAACGACAGCGCAAGCAACUGAAUUCGACGUUCAAUUUGCGAAUAUUGGCAAGCUUUGUGCCGAUAUUCGAGAAAUGCUGCCAGCAGCUGGUGGAAGAUUUGAAACCACACGAAAAUGGUGAGGUGUUCGAUGUGCUCCAGUAUACGAUCCGAUGUACCUUGAGCAUGGUACUUCAAACCAGUAUCGGAGCGCAGUGUCUCCCUGUUGAAGAGAGUGACAUUCUUGUGAAACAUAUCAAACGGUUUCUUUCCAUAACCACGAAUCGAGUCUUGAACUUGCAUCAGUACUGGGAACCGGCGUACCGUUGGACCAAGCAUUACAAAAUGGAAGCAGAAUCUCAGGCCUUCUGUGAAUCAGUGACUGGGAAGAUACUUAGGAGAAAGAGAGCGCAAAUGAUUGGGCAAUCAACCUCAAAGGACGACAUCGAGAGUAGCAAACCACGAAUCUUCAUGGAUCAGCUUCUGAAAAUGUCGGAAUCGUUAAACGAGAAGGAAAUCAUUCAUAACACCUUUACCAUGAUAGCAGCGGGCAAUGACACCUCCGGUCAGUUGAUGGCCUAUGCCUGUCUUUUCCUUGGAAUGUACCCACACAUCCAGGAUAAAGUCUAUACGGAGAUCAUCGACCACAUUCCACCAAUCGACGACCACAUAUCGGUUGACCAACUGAAGUGUCUAACCUACACGGAGAUGUUCUUGAACGAGUGCCUUCGUCUAUGUCCAAUCGGUCCGAACAUUGCCCGACUGAACAUGGCUCCGAUCGUGCUGGAGGGAAUAGAAAUACCUGCAGGUCAUUUUCUGUUCAUUUCGUUCUACUCACUACAUCGCCGGAAGGACAUCUGGGGACCGGAUGCGGAUCUGUUCGAUCCGGAGCGGUUUUCGCCGGAACGAUCGAAAGGCCGACACCCGUACGCUUUUCUACCGUUCAGUGGAGGUUCCAGAAACUGUAUCGGCUGGCGCUAUGCCAUGAUGAGCCUGAAAAUGAUGGUGGUUUAUCUGCUGAGGACAUAUCGGCUCAAGACGGACAUAUCCACUUCAGAUUUCCGGUUCAAGUUCGACAUGAUGCUGGUGUUAGCGUUUGAGCAUUGGUUGAAAAUUGAGCGUAGAUCCGCCAGUGAUUAGUUGUGAAGAAGUAUUCUAUUAAAUUGCUAGAGUAGAACAAAUCCUUUCA